Messenger RNA from Mercenaria mercenaria, 11192 nucleotides. Its product is annotated as alpha-2-macroglobulin receptor-associated protein-like. Gene Ontology annotation, biological process: regulation of receptor-mediated endocytosis. Gene Ontology annotation, cellular component: endomembrane system; endoplasmic reticulum. The transcript is spliced from 7 exons. The coding region runs from base 42 to 1016 and encodes 324 amino acids. Lineage: Eukaryota; Metazoa; Mollusca; Bivalvia; Venerida; Veneridae. Gene Ontology annotation, molecular function: receptor antagonist activity; heparin binding; low-density lipoprotein particle receptor binding. The record is from RefSeq and is a predicted model, not a curated record.
CACCGUGCGUUUAUUGUCACGUGAUAAAUGAAAUUGGAAAGAUGGGAAAACAUUGUUUAGUAUUUACAUACAUACUAUUGCAUUGUUGCGUAUAUUUAUUAGUUGAUACAACUGAUGAGAGUCCAUUUAAAAUAGGCAAAGUCAAUGUUGUUUGGAAUAAAGCUCGGCAGGUUUUGAAGGGGAAGAGAUUGACAGAUCUGUAUGCUGACCUUGUUAUCCAGGAUAAACGAGAAAAAGAACUAAAGAAACAAAAGUUUGAUGGGAAAGACAAAUUUGGUCUGUUUGAGGCGGAUGUUAGACAGGGAUUAGUAGAAAUCAUCAAGAAGUAUGGCCUAAGUGAGUAUUUUCCCAAUGAGAGGUACAGUGAAGGAAUGAACGAAAAACGUUCAAGGGAUAAACACUACCAGAUAAAAGACGAUAGACUCGUGAAAAUUCUGAAAAAUGCAAGAAAGGAAGGAUUUACAGAUACUGAGAUUCAGCUUCUGAAAGAAGAGCUGGGACAUCAUCAGCUGAAACUGGAUGAAUAUAACUCCCUGAAGCUGGAUUAUGAAGUUUUAGAAGAUCAGGUAGAUAAUUCCUUAGAAAAUCUUGAUGAGCAAGAGAAACUGUGGAGUGAGCUGGCACAGAAAAAGAAAGACAUGAAGGAUAAACAUAAACAGUUCCGUGAAGGUCUCAAGAGACUUGAGAAUCAAGUCACUGAUAGAGAUAACUCUGCAGGAGUGUUUGAAGAUCCUAGAGUAUACAAACUAUGGGCCUUGGCACUGAAAGCUGGUAUGAAUGAAGCUGAACUGGAGUCUGUCAGGAAAGAAUUAACACAUUUUGAAAAUCGAAUAAGGAAAGCAGAGUAUAUUCAAAGUCAGCUGGAGAAAUCUGAGCAAAAGCAAAAUUCUGGGGUACAAGUAGAUGAAAAAGAACAUGAAGAGUUACGACAAAAAGCAAACCAAAUUAAUAAAAAGGUUGACAAAUACCACAAGGAUCUAGAGGAAAGAAUACAUAAACACAUCGAUGAGUUAUAACAUACAUGUGCAAUAUUGUGAUACAUUGGAACUUACCAUAGUGCUUCCAGGGAUUAAUACCAUGUUGGACAUGAUUGAUCUGCCUUUGCGACCAGUGUAGAUCAUGAUCAGCCUGCACAUCCAUGCAGUCUGAUCAUGAUUUGCACUGUUUGCUAUUCAGUCAGUAUAUUUUUGGUAUGCACCCCUUUUAACAGUUAAUGGUACUGGCCAAAUUGGAAGAUGGACAAGUUCAUUAUAGAAAUUUAGCAUGGGAAGGGUUAAUACUGUGUUGGAUACAGGCUUCAGAAGGUGACUGAAGCAUUAAAGAGAAGAAAGUGUAAUAGAUGUAUGGUAGGAAGAUAGUAUGUUGCAUGCUCAUUAAUGCAUUUAAUAAUCAAGUGUCUGCAGUAAAACAUAUAUAAAUACCAUGCUAGGGAGAGUCAUGAAGUGAAAAUUCACUUAACAAGUUUGUUAUAAAUAACAGAAUUAAGAAUAUAUUGUGAAAUUAUUUAUACAUUAGGAAUUCAUGGUUGUGUCAACCAGUUUAAUCCAGUGUACAGAUACACUUCCAGUCCCAGUGUACGAACAAAUUCUUAUUUGAGCCGUGCCAUGGGAAAACCAACAUAGUGGGUAUGCGACCAGCAAGGAUCCAGACCAGCCUGCGCAUCCGCGCAGUCUGGUCAGGCUCCAUGCUGUUCGCUUUCAAAGCCUAUUGGAAUUAGAGAAACUGUUAGCGAACAGCAUGGAUCCUGACCAGACUGCGCGGAUGCGCAGGCUGGUCUGGAUCCUUGCUGGUCGCAUACCCACUAUGUUGGUUUUCCCAUGGCGCGGCUCAUUUGUUUUCUAUUCAAAAGUACAAAUCCACAAAUUUUUAUCACCGCAAAAAAAAAGCUACAUGUUGUGCGAAGUCAUGAAAUUUUGUGCUUUAAAUGAUUUUGUUGUAGUCAUACUUUCCUAGCUGAUGAUAAAAUCUGUUCUUAAGCAUGUGAGACAGUUUGGGUGAUUGGAAGAAAGAAAGUAGAUGGUGGAGUGCAGUGUUUCAAGAUUUCGUCUUGAAGGCUUUUAUUUCAGGAGAUGAAGUUUAUUGUCUAAUUGCUUAGAUUAUAUUGUAAAGUCUUUCAUUUAGUUUAAAACAAUUACAGGUACAUAAUUAAAAUGAGUAGACAUUGUCCAUUAUAGACCUGAAUUUGGUAAUUUCUGCCUCCUCUUUCACUAACUGUAAAAGGCUUGAAUUCAUACAAGACUAGGAUUUAUAGCUGUUAAACACACAAGUCAUUGGCUUAUUUCCGCAAUGCCGUAACUAGCUUUUUGAUAGUUUUUGGAAACAAAGUUUAAAGAUUUGAGUGUCAUUGACUUUGCACUACUUUAAGCCUUGUUUAACUAAAAUUUAACCUGUUUAUAUUAGUUGUAGAGGGCAAAAAAUACACCAUCAUACAGAGGUCUUCGAGACAUUCCUAAUUUACCAAAAAUGGACUUGCUGCAUUGUGGAAAUAAGCAACAAAAUAUAGAACAAUUAUCUCUGGAAAAUCUUCCACAAAUAUAGAAUACUUAUUAUUCUACUCAAAUGUUGCAUAUUUCUAAGUGAAAAUGUGGUCAGGAAAAUAAGACAGUCUUUAUAACACUCUGCAACAUUUCAGCAAUAGAAAGAUAUCAGUGUGAUACUGGUUUAUUUAUAAGAUGUUACAUAACUGUUGUAGUUUUAUGUUGUAUUUUGCUAAGAAUUUUUUGCAUGUUCUGUUUGUUAUAUGAUGAAUCUCUGUUAUAUUUUUAAUCACUUGAGCCAGUCAAGUUCAAGUGAUUGAUUGUGGUCAUGUUUUAUCUUUAAUAUACAUAACCGUUUGUGAAAUAGAUAAGUUUUCAUGUAUUUCUUGAGGUAUUUUCUAAUAUAAUCAGAUGUUUAUGUACUUAUAUGUAAACAAUCACUGAAGCUAUGAGUGGUGGGGGCAUAUAGAUUUGGUCUUGUCCAUCUGUCCGUCCGUCCAAAGUUCGGGACGCGCCUAGCUCGAAAAGUAUUUGAUAUAAAUUGAUGAAACCUUGCAUGAGUCUUUAUCAUGAUAUGAACUUGCGCACCUCCUAUUUUUCGUCUGGCUCCACCCCCUAUUUUCAGAGUUAUGGCCCCUGAAAUAAUUAAAAAUGCACAUUUUGACGACAUGCCUAGCUCAAAAGUGUUUGAUAUAGAUUCAUGAAACAUUGCAUGAGUCUUAAUCAUGAUUUGAACUUGCGCACCUCCUAUUUUUCAUCUGGCUCCGCCCUCUGUUUUCAGAGUUAUGGCCCCUGAAAUAGUCAAAAAUGCACAUUUUCACCUUGUGACAUUCCUAGCUCAAAAAGUAUUUGAUUUAGAUUCAUGAAACCUUGCAUGAGUCUUAAUCAUGAUAUGAACUUGCGCACCUCCUAUUUUUCAUCUGGCUCCACCCCCUAUUUUCAGAGUUACGGCCCCUGAAAUAGUCAAAAAUACACAUUUUCACCUUGUGACACGCCUAGCUAAAAAAGUAUUUGAUAUAGAUUCAUGAAACCUUGCAUGAGUCUUAAUCAUGAUAUGAACUUGCGCACCUCCUAUUUUUCAUUUGGGUCUGCCCCCAAUUUUCAGAGUUAUGGCCCCUGAAGUAGUCAAAAAUGCACAUUUUCAUCUUCUGACAUGCCUAGCUCAAAAAGUAUUUGAUAUAGAUUCAUGAAACCUUGCAUGAGUCUUAAUCAUGAUAUGAAUUAGUGCACCUCCUAUUUUUCAUUCGGGUCCGCCCCUAUUUUUGGAGUUAUGGCCCCUGAAAUAGUAAAAAAAUGCACUUUUUCACCUAAUUAUAUACCUAGCUCAAAAAGUAUUUGAUGUAAAUUCAGGAAACCUUGCUGGAGUCUUUAUCGUCAUGUGACCUUGCACACUUGGCAUUCUUCUUGAGAAUCUUAGCUCUUAUUACAGAGUUAUGGCCCUUGAAAUAGCCAAAAUAAUGGAUUUUUUGCUUGUGAUGCUCAUAGCUCAAAAAGUAUAGGGCCUAGAAUAAUGAAUCCUUUUCAUAAAAUGUUUGUUGAGGCUGUACCCCAUUAAGACUGCAAACAUUUGAAUUAUUGCCCCUUAUUUGUGACAAAUGUGCCAGUGGGGGGUACACCCUGUUAUUAGUUUGUGAUCAUAAAUCAAGAAGUUUUGUUUGUCCGAAAUAUCUCUUAACAUUAUCACUAGAAAGAACAAACAUCAAUUGUGUGCUCACUAGCACAGAUUUGAGUUUCUGGUGUAGCAUUUGAACAGAAUUAUAUGCUUAAGCUUUCUGAGAAGAUUUUAUUUCGUAACAUUUUGCUGUUUACUGACUUGCAGUUUUGUCUGUUGUGCAUUUUGAUCUUUUUGGGUACUGUUAGGGCUACCAUUGUUACCAUUAAAUGUAAAGGUAAAGACUAGUAUCUUAUAUGUAUUAGCUCAUGUGAACUUUGUUCAAGGUGAGCUACUCAGGCGGGGCGUAUGUUCUCCGUGACUAUUUGAUAAACGACAUUGUGUCUGAAAUCAUUUGUCCUCCACCUCUGAUUCAUGUGGGGAAGUUGGCAGUUACUUGCGGAGAACAGGUUUGUACUGGUACAGAAUCCAGGAACACUGGUUAGGUUAACUGCCCGCCGUUACAUGACUGAAAUACUAUUGAAAAAUUAGAGUAGGUGGAUAGUCUGGCGUGAUUGUGUCGUCUACACAGGUGCCGGACCAGUCUUGGUGCCCAUAUAUGUCCCCCAUCCCAUCCCUCAAAAAAAAGUUAAAAACCACUGUUUUAAUCCUGAAACCAAAAAAAAAAAUGAAAAAAAUUUCUCCUGUAUUAUACUCUUAUAUGUAAAAGGUGCUUGUGUUACCUGAACGCUAUGGCGGUUUACUAGGACACGCUGUGGAACAACCAGAAUGCCCAGUUAAGUAACAGUAGAGGCUAUCUUGCUGCAAUUUACACAUCAUACAUUAUAAAAAUAGUAAACAAUCUUGUUCUGCCAAGUAAACAGCUUAAAUAACUUACAUUUAAAUUCAAACAAGCCAAAUUGUCUAGACACUUGCAAAAUAACAGUGAUGAUCGGCCAUUUUGUUUCAAAACGAAAGUAGAAAACCUAUUCCGUUGUUGGCGUCUUAGAAUUUAAAUGUAAGUUAUUUCAGGUUGUAUACUAGGUAGAAUAGGAUUGUUUACUGUUUUCUAAAUGUCCGAUGUGUAAAUGGCAGCAGGGUAGCUAGCACUGGUACUGAACUGGACAUCUUAGGUGUUCGACAGCAUGUCCUAGUAAACCUCCAUAGCGUUAUCCCCUUAGGGUCAAAUAUGGCCCCGCCCGGGGGUCACAUGGUUUAUAUAGACUUAUAUAGGGAAAACUUUGAAAAUCUUCUUGUACAAAACCACAUGACCUAGGGCUUUGAUAUUUGGUAUGUAGCAUCAUCUAGUGGUCCUCUACCAAGAUUGUUCAAAUUAUCCCCCUAGGAUCAAGUAUGUCCCCGCGUGGGGGGGUGGGGGGUCACAUGGUUUAUAUAGACUUAUACAGGCAUGAGAAUUCUCCUUUUUGACCAUUCAGGAAAUAUCCGGGGGUCUGGGGGCCGCAGGCACCCAACAGGGUGAAGGGGCAGCACCCCUCUGGGGGGGACCAGGGGGGCAAAGCCCCAGUGACGAAAAUGGAUUUUAGGUAAUCUGGAAGGGGCUAGAUCAGCUCUCUUUGCUUCAUUUUCCUGUCAUAUUUUUGUCAAUUAGAUUAUGCUAGAUGGCUUUACUGGUGAUAAAAAAUGCCAAAUUAGACAAUAAUAUGCAUAACAACUGCCUGCUUAUAUGCAGUAUGGAGCUAACCCCUUCCGAAUUCUUAUGAUAGGUGAUCAUAGAAUACAACAAUAUUUACAUAAAAUAAUUUUGUUGUUUACUAAAACCUUAAAAAAUAUCUUGAAACAAAUCAUCCAAAACCACGGAAAGUUCCUAUCAGUUCUUUCAAUGACAAACAACUUACGAGUCUUCCCUUCAGAAAACAGCUGAGCACACCGGUAUAAAAGGUUGUCAUGAGUAUGCAUUUUCAAUAAACACUUUAAAUGUGAUAUACAUGUGUAAUAAAACAAAUAAUAACUGAACAAAGCAAAAAUAUUCUAGUGAUACUCAGAGCCUCAUAUUUUUACAAGUUUCAAAGUGAUGAUCACAUCCUUUUCAUUUCAUUAACACCAAAACACUUUUCAUGUAUUAUAAAAAUUCAUAAUACUGUCAGAGCUUUCAAUAAUUGAUUUCAUGGCAAUUUCAAAAUGGAAGUACUUCUAGUAUGUAAACAUACAACAUUUUGAAGUGAUGUUUAUAGAUAUUCUACUGUUUUUGUUUUUUUACACCUUUGGAAAUGAUCCAUUUUAGCUCUCUUUACUGCUCUAGAAGCCAUCUCUGUUGCUGCCCUCUUUGUGGCAACUUUCUGUUUUCUUAUUUCUAGGCUUUGUUGUCUUUCCUCUAUUUCACACCUUUUCAGUACUUGCACUCUCUUUUUAGCUCACCUGAGCAAUGCUCAGGUGAGUUUUUCUGAUCACUCAAUGUCCGUCGUCUGUCUGUCCGUCAGCAUUUCGCUUGUGUAUGCGAUAGAGGCUGUAUUUUUCAACAGAUCUUCAUGAAAUUUGGUCAGAAUGAUUACCUUGAUGAAAUCUAGGCGGAGUUCGAAAAUGGGUCAUCUGGGGUCAAAAACUUGGUCACUAGGUCAAAUCAAAGAAAAACUUUGUGUAUGCGAUAGAGGCUGUAGUUUUCAAGUAAUCUUCAUGAAUUUUGGACAGAAUGAUAACCUUGAUGAAAUCUAGGCCGAGUUUGAAAAUGGGUCAUCUAGGGUCAAAAACUAGGUCACUAGGUCAUAUUAAAGAAAAACAUUGUGUAUGUGAUGGAAGCUGUAUUUUUCAAUUAAUCUUCAUGAAUUUUGGUCAGAAUGAUUGCCUUGAUGAAAUCUAGGUCAGCUUCGAAUAUUGGUCAUCUGGGGUCAAGAGUAGGUCAUUAGGUAAAAAUCAAAGAAAAACCUUGUGUAUGCGAUAGAGGUUAUAUUUUUCAGUUGAUCUUCAUGAAAUUUAGUCAGAAUGAUUGCCUUGAUAAAAUCUAGGUCAAGUUUGAAUAUGGGUCAUCUUGGGUCAAAAAUUAGGUCACUAGGUCAAAUCAAAGAAAAACCUUGUGUAUGCAAUAGAGGCUGUAUAUUUCAAUUGAUCUUUAUGAAAUUUGGGCAGAAUUAUUGCCUUGAUAAAAUCUAGGUACAGUUUGGUUAUUGGUCAUCUGUGGUCAAAAACUAGGUCACAAGGUCAAAUCAAAGAAAAACCUUGUGUAUGCAAUAGAGGCUGUAUUUUUCAAUUGAUCUUUAUGAAAUUUGGUCAGAAUGAUUUCCUUGAUGAAAUCUAGGUCAAGUUUGAAUAUGGGUCAUCUGGGGUCAAAAACUAGGUCACAAGGUCAAAUAAAAGAAAUACUUGUGUUUGCUCCAAAUUUAAUGAUACUUGGUCAGAAUAUUUAUUCCAUGCAAUCACUAGGUCUAUGUUUACACUGUUAUGGUGUAUUAUGGUGUGUUUCUCAGGUGAGCGACCUAGGGCCAUCUUGUUUUCUUUACUCGCCUUUAUCAUGUGACUGACUAGUCCUGGAACUAUAGGAUCAUAUAACUGAUCUUUUCUAUUAAAGUAGUUUAGACUUCCUUUAGAGGAUAAGUGUGACUUUACAAUCUGCAGUGAAUUGAGUGAAUUCACCCCUAGCCUUCUAGACUUUGCAUCCAUCACAUCUCCCAUGAUAUUAAAGCAUCCUUCCACCAAGGGGCUGUGAAAACAGGUUAAGGCAGCAAGUACUAAUUUCCUUAACCUCGGAUACCUUUCUACUGAUGCCCACCAGUGGUCAAUUCUUUCCUUUUCAGCAUCAAAUUGUGGAAUUGUUUGAUCACUGUUGAAACGAUGGACUUCCUUCUCAUAUUCUGUUUCUUCUUCUUCUGACAGCACAUUUGUUAUGAGUGCUGGAAGUUUCAACAGAUAGCUUAGGGUUAAGCUAUGUACUCUGGCACAUGGGUCUAUUGCAGAGAGUGUCUUCAGAAGCUUGUUAUUUAUUGGCAUUUUCUGUUGUAGCAUCUUCCCGCUAUUGACAAAGGCUUUCUGAAGUCUUUCUGUUACAUCUUUGAUAACUGGAUCUUUAUUGUUGGACUUAAGUAAGAUUUUUCUUGCCGAAGAUUCAACAAACAUAUCUGUUACAGGCAGCCACAGCUUUCCGUUGUCGAUUGCCAGACUUGAAAUCUUCUUUGCCGCUUCUGGAAGCAGUUCUGGCUUAAUAAAGUACCCAAGGAACUCUUACAAGUCUUGUUUGUUCAUCAUGUAAUAUGUGUACCAUGGGCUCCUUGGCUUGAAAUAGAAGUGUAUAUUCUUUAAGCACUUCCAAUACUGAAGCAUAUACACUAAGAAGAAUUCUGGUUGUCUUCCUCUCAUAGAACAGUUUGUGAAUGAUCCUCCCUUUUCUCUCAAUUCCGUCUUUGGUCAUUUUCUUAACUGUCAGACUGGCCUUCUGUUUUUGAAGCUCCUCAAGACUUUUGUCAGAUAUUUCUUUUCUUCUGAUUACCUCUUGAUAGAUAUACAUGUACUUGUAUUGUUCAGCUUCCUUCUUGUCUUUUAUGAACGAGAAGUAAAAUAUUGUAUAAGCGUCUAACAGUCUCUGCGUGUCUACAGCCAAGGUGUGUGCAGACAGAAACCUAACAGUGACCUAAGAAGCAUUGUGGCAUCGUAUACUUCACACCGAUUAUCUCACAUAUUUUUUCCAGAACUUUUCGCAAGUCAUCUGACCACUGGAAAUCUGUGUGGAUGUCCUUAGCACCAUCGAUGUCCAAGAGAUGAUUUGCCUUCUCCCUCAUUCUUGUUUCCAGGCCUGACUUUUUCUCUGUCAUGGUAUUGCAAGAAUUUAACAAAACUGAUAUGAGAUUGUCCCAGGGCAAACCAUGCUGCUCAAACAUCUCAUGCACCUUAUCAAACAGAGUAGCUGCAUCAGCAGUCACAAUACUGAAUGACUCACAAUUUCACAAUUAUUUGCUUUUCUUGUUCACAAAAAUAGCUAACUAGAACCGCAACUAUUUUUUCAUUGUUAUUAUCCCCCGACAAAAGUCGGAGGGAUAUACUUUUGGCGUUGUCCGUCCGUCUUUCCGUCCGUCCGGAGCCAUAUGUAGGAAAUGGUUGGGAAUAUUUAUUUAAAACUUCAUAUACAUGUUCACCACUAUGAGUUCUUGCGGCCCGUCAGGUUUCAGUCAGAUUGCCCAAGUAACACCAGAGUUAUGGCCCUUAGAAGUUUCUAGUGUUAACUGUAUAGGGUACUAUAAAUAUGGCAAUUUCUGCAUCAUAACUUUUGUUAUAUUUGACCUAGAACUAUGAAACUUAAACAGAAUUUAGAUCACCAUAAUGUGGUUGUGUACACACAAUUUCAUUCGGAUUUAUUUGUAAAUUAAGAGUUAUUGCCCUUUAAUUGUAUAAAAAUCCACAUAUUUGUACAUAACAGACUUACCAUUUUGGUAGAAUUUCAUUAAAUUUCUUUCAUUCUUUUCCAUGAACAUUUAUUGUUAACAUGUGAAGUUGUGUACCCACACUGUUCACCCCCUUACCUUGAUCACACCCCUCCCUACACCCCCCCCCCAAAAAAAAAAUAAUUUUUUUUUUAAAAUUCAUUCCUCGUUUUAGAUUUUUUUCAAACAAACUUCAUAUACAUGUUCACCACUAUGAGGUUAUGGGGCCCAGCAAGUUUCAGACAGAUUGCCCAAGUAACAACGGACGAUUGACGCCAGACGGUGAGUGAUCAGAAUAGCUCACCCUUAGCCUUUGGCUCUGGUGAGCUAAAAAGUUUCCACUUUUGUACAGAACAUCAAUAAUAAGUCUUGUAAAAAGUAAAAACUGCUAGAAAAAAAGGAAAAUUAGAAGAUAAAAAUUUGGUCCCAGUGGGGCUUGAACUUACGCACCCCUGAAAAUUGCAGUCAAAGUAGGUUUUUAGUAGGAAUUGAAUACUCUUCAAAAAGGAGGUACUCUAUUACGGGUCCAAUACCUUAAGACGAACCACAUAUUAAAUGUGUUCUUUUGUGUUUCCUUGGUGCUAAUUAGCACUGACAAAUACAAGUAUCAAUUUUGUUUUUACAGUUUCAAAUUGACAGUGACAUAUACAAAGCUAAGAUGAUGUGUUUAAUGCACAGUACUUUAUGUAUUCAGUUAAGUUAAGCCAACACUUGGUUUCUGCAGUGUAAGAUAGUUAUUUAGCUAUAUUUGCUUUAUAAUGAAAUUGGUUGAAUAAAAAGAUACCAGAUAAAGCUAUGAAAAUAUGGUAACUCAGUAAGGGCCUUAUAUUUUGUAUUUUGUGGUACAGCUGAAAUAUAUCUGUAUUAUCAGAAAAUUUUUCAAUAAGUUCAUCAUGAAGAAAAGCAGAUCACCAAGUUGUGGUGGGUCUUUAAUAAAUAUGCAGUAAGACUUUUUUUACUUUCAUCCUUUGAUAUAUGAAUGUUGAAGAAGCAUUCCUCCAAAUGUACAGAAUCAAAAUAUCCAUCUGUUAACGACAAUCAUAAAGUCUGUAAUAUUAUUGAUGUACAUGUUAGGACAAUUUACAGUCAAGAUGUGCACAACCCUUUUGCUAGGAAAGGUCAUUUUAAACGCAACUGUACACCUAUGUUCAUUUUACAUGAUCAUAGAGUAUCAUAUAAACUAGUUUAUAUAUUGCAAGAUCUCUUUAAGUACAUCCUUUAGUUACUUAUUUUUAGCUCACUUGAGCACAAAGUGCUCAAGGUGAACUUUUGUGAUCGCCCUAUGUCCGUCAUCUAGGUUAGGUUAACUGCCCGCCAUUAUAUGACUGAAAUACUGUUGAAAAAUGGUGUUACACCCAAAACAAACAAAUUAUCUUAACGAAACUUGGUCAGAAAGUUAAUCUUGAUGAUCUAUAGGUCAAGAUCAAAUCUGGGUCAGGUGGGGUCAAAAACUAGGUCAGUAGGUCAGAUCAAAGUUAAAGCUUGUUAACACUCUAGAGGCCACAUUUAUGACUGUAUCUUCAUGAAACCUAGUCGGAAUGUUAAUCUUGAUGAUCUUUAGGUCAAGUUCGAAUGUGGGUCAUGUGGGGUCAAAAACUAGGUCACUGGGUCAAAUCAAAGAAAAAGUUGGUUAACACUUUAGAGGCCAUAUUUAUGACCAUAUCUUAAUGAAACUAUCUUUAGGUCAAUAGGUCAGGUGAGCGAUACAGGGCCUUCAUGGCCCUCUUGUUCUGUUAUUAAUGAAUAAAAGAAUAAAACUGA